Molecule: messenger RNA, 7218 nt
Organism: Psylliodes chrysocephalus
Lineage: Eukaryota; Metazoa; Arthropoda; Insecta; Coleoptera; Chrysomelidae
Source: the annotation of a GenBank genome assembly
AUGACGACUAGAGAAGUGCGACUCGAAGGUGGCGCUCCUUGGGGAUUUCGUAUGCAUGGAGGAGUUGAUCAGAACCAACCGUUGAGGAUAUCGAGGGUCAACCCGGGAAGUAAAGCAGCUCAUCGAGGUAUAAGAGAAGGCGAUUUUAUCUCAUCUAUCAACGGACAGAGUACGAAAACUUUGACAAACACCGAAGCCCAUGGGCUUUUGAGGAAUUCCGGAGAUGUUUUGAAAUUAGGAUUAAAUGAAGAUCCUGACGGAUCACCAAAAAGACGUCAAUAUAGAACCGUUCAUCAUCAGGAAUCAUUUCAAGAAACUGUAAAAAGAUCAAGCAUAACAAGUUACUCUUCAGUUAAAACAGUCGAAGACAUAGAUUCGCCAUCAGACAAAGACAACGAACAUUUUAAAAUAUCAAAUGGACAGACAUCGAUAAAUGGUACCUCGACUAGCAUACCACCUAGUAAUUUGUUGUUAACGAAAAAACCAAGUUCUUCCAGUUCUUCUUCCCCAACUCUAACCAAAGAAGAUUUAAAGACACUAUCUUCGGACAAUGCUUUGGCUUCUCAACGAUCGUCGUACACCAAUUGCACUUUGAGUCCGUCCAGUCCAUCUAUACUUUCUGAAGACGGCACAUGUAGCGACGCACCUGGCCCACAACUCUUAGAAGAUAAACACAUUUCGAUAAUAGAUAAUAUGAACGAUAGUAAAAGCAGUUCAAGGUCCAAAAAACGCAGACAACGUCGAAAGAAUCGCAAAGUAGAAUCAAAUUCUAAUGAUGUCAGUACUCGAGAUAACACAGAAACCGACAAAGCAUUACCAGAUGAAUAUACCGUUCAAUCCCCCAUAGAGCUUACUAAAGAAAGUACCAAUAAAAAACCGAAUAAACCAGUAAAAAGCAGAAGCUUAGAUGAUGACGAAAUGUUCAAAAUACAAGAAGUAUCCGAAAAUACAGAAACAGAAGAUAAAGACAAAGAAACACAGGCUAUAAUAUCAGAAGCAUCAGAAAGCGAAGUAGACUGGGAAGAAACUGAAGCUCUAGACACCCCUCAACCUAUUCACGGCUCUUUAAGCACUCUAACUCUCCCGCUAGAGGGCUGCAUCACCGAACAAGUCACCCUAAUGUCUCCAGAAGAAGAAAAAAACCUAAGAGACUUCCUGGUGGGUUUAAACCUAGUCAACGGUCCCGAAGAAGCAGCCAGUCAAGUCUUAGACAAAUCGGAAUCAUUAAAAGAUAAAAAAGCCAAGAAAAAAGUCGAGUUGGAAAAGUAUUUCUUCCCGUUAUACCAAAAUCCUAGAUAUCUAGACGUAAUCAGCGAGGAAUCUAGGGAAUCCAGCGAUCGUGAUAGUGACAGAGAAUCUAAAACCUCUCUAACUCGCGUUCUACGCAAAGGCACUCCAGAAACUCCAAAUACACCUCCGAAAGUACCUCCAAGGCCCAACAGAAGAAAAAUCCUUCAUAAAUCCGCUCCUCCGAUAGACCAACCUCAAGCCAUCUUAGUAGACACCAAAUUAAUCGAACCAAUUCAACCGAUUUGCAGCUCGAUAUCAGCCACACCUUCUAAUGUCGAAAUAGUAUAUUUAACUUCAUCCGAAACCGAUUCUGGUGAAGAAAUGGAAAGCAACAGUAGUGAUAGUUACGCUAUACCCUCAGAAAAGGAUAGCAGCAAUGAAGAUUUGAGUGAGGAAACGUUAAUAAAGACUGAUGAUGAAACUGUAAAUGUAAGUAAUGCUCAAGAAUCGACUGAUAUUCACAAAUUUGAUAAACUCACUAACAACUGUUCCGAAGAAAUUAUUAAACCAAACGAAACUGAGAAAACUACGUUUUCAAGCACCACUAGUUUUUCUGUUAAAAGGAGUAAAAGUUUUACAGAUAAAGAGGAUCUAGACAUGCUAAAUCAGCUAUUAACCCCACCUUCUACACCUGAUAACUCUUCUCCCAAUGAUACGAAAGAUUCUAUUACUGCAGAUCUUGAUUCUUCAAUAAACAUAGAACCAGAAAUAUAUACUAAUGUGUUGACACCUCCACCACCAUCAAGAUCGCCAUCUAGCAGCAGAAGCUCAAGCAGAAGUUCCUCCCUUUGUACAGCCAAAUACAACCCAUCGGUAUCCUCAAUAACGGACGUAAUAGCUUUAAUCAAAGAACCAGAAGAAGGCAAGUACUUCCAGGCUUUAACCCUUCGAGAAAUCUGUCUGCAAUUCCUACUAGCAUUGCCUUUCGGUAAAGAUAUUUUAGAAGAGCUAGCCGACGUUUCAAAGUACAUAGAAUCCUAUACUAGAUCCCUUCCUAGUACUGUUUUACCCAAACUAGUUCCUAACAUAGCUCAAUUUGUCAAUACAUCGCACACACAAUCUAAUAAUAUUUCUUAUGACAUUUCAGUCAAGUUGCCAAUCAAAAAACAUCAAGAGGAUAUUACGUGCGUUAAAGUUAUUCCAAAAGAUGUUUUAUCUGCAGAUGGAAUUAGUAUUAUGGAACAUAGAAUACCAGUAGAAGUAGAAUCUGAAAAUAUUCUAAAAGGAGUGGUGGAGUUGCCUAAAAUACUUGAUUCAAAAAUUGAAGAAAAGUGUCAAAAUAACUUAUUAGAAGAAUUUAAUAUUCCAAUAAAAAUAGAAGCAGGAAUAGGGCCAAUAAAUGUAACAACUGGCCAGGAGAAGGAAAUUAAAAUUCCAAUUGUGAUAGAAGAGAAAAUAAAUGAUAUUAAAAUAGAAAAUAAAUCAAAAGAAGUUAUUAUAUCUGUAAAGAAAGAAUCUUUGAACCAAAGGCAUAAAGAAUACGUAAUACCAAUCAAGCAAGACAUAAAAACAGAAGAUAAAAUUGUAGAAGCAACGCAAUCAGCAAGAAUAAUUGAUGCGAACGGGAAAGAAGUUAUAAUUCCUAUAAGAAGAGAUUCUUUAAACGCUAAAACCAAAGAGUACAUAAUACCGAUUAACAAAGAAGUAAAACCAAAUGAAAAAACUGUAGUAGCAAAUAAACUUUCUUCAAGAAUCAGUGGUGAAGAAGAAAAACAGGUGGUAGUUCCAAUAAGAAAAGAAUCUUUAGAUACCAAAAUAAAGGAGUACAUUAAGAAAGAAAUAAGAGCAACUGAAGAAACUGUUUUAAUAAAUAAAAGUUGUACCAAAGUCAAUGAUGAAAAGAGAAAAGAAGUAAUAAUCCCUGUAAGAAAAGAAUCUUUAAAUACUAAACCAGAAGAACACAUAAUAACAAUUACGAAAGAUAAAAAAUCAAAUGAACAAACGGUAGAAACAAUAAAAAAUUCUAAGGAAAUUGUAGAUGAAAGAAAAGAAGUAAUAAUCCCUAUCAGAAAAGAAUUCUUAAACAUUAAACCAAUUACUAAAGAAGUAAAAUUAAAUGAGCAAUCUGCAGAAACAACGAAAAAUUCUACAAAAAUUAAAAAUAAAGGAAAAGAAAUUAUAAUUCCUAUCAGAAAAGAAUCUUUAAACAUCAAACCAAACGAAUACAUAAUAUCUAUUAAACAAGAUUAUACAGAUAGUGAUAACAAAGAUAAAUAUGAAAAUGAAAUUGGGACAAAAGAAAAUGAUCAUAAAUGUGUAUCCAAAGAAGUUGAAGUAAAUAGUGCAAGUAUAACGCAAUCAAUAGAAAAAUUGACUCCUAAAAAAGUAAUUGAAGGAUUAACAGGUGUUGAUUCAAAUACAAUGAAACUUCGAGAAGUAAAUAUACCGAUAACAAGAGAAUGGAGUGGAUUGCCUACAGAAAGAGAUCCAAAGUUGCUGCUAUGCUUAUCACCGAAGCAAAAAGACGAAUUGGAGAAAACUAAACAAGUUUCUGAUGAAGCAGCCAAACUAAUAGAUCUUCACGCGAAAUUUAUCAACAGAAAGAUUUCACAUGAAGAAAUUAAAAAGGAAAUGGAAGAUAACGUUACUGUUAUUAAUUGUAAUCAACAGCCUUGUAACAGAUUGUUAACGAUUAUUAAAGAAGAGCCUACAAAUGCGAGUGAAGAUAAAAACUACUUAUAUUUCGUCGAAAAGGAAUCAAGAAAAUUCGAAAAAAAUUUCACUCUCCCUCGUAUAACAGAUAACGCCCGCCUACACGCCAAAGAUCUGUCAGAAUGGCUUCACUUAGCGCGAAAUAAGAGUAUGAGCGAAAGCAACCUGGCCACUACCGAUGAUAUUCCCGAAAAUAACUUAAGAAACAACUUCAAUAUCCAACACGCCUCGCCUUUGAGACGCACUUCUCUGCCGCACGAUAUUUUCGAAAAACAAAUGAUUUGCAUACAGGAAAAAGAGCGGGAGAUUCAACGGCAAUUGGAGGCCUUGGAAGAGGAGAAGCGUUUGUUGAAUGCUGAAAUGGCACCUUCGAAAGAAUUCCAAGUCGAAGAUUAUUACUAUUCACGUAAAGGAGAUUUUGCUGAAUCGAAGAAACGACCUACUUCCAUGCCUAUGAUGCCUACUGAGUACUUUAGGCAACAAAUGUACGAAGAAUACCUGGAUAAAUUCGCUGAGCGAGAGGAACGCAAGCAACACAAGAUAAUCAAAGUCACUUCGUCGAAGGAUUUAAAUCAGGAGAGCGCGUCGGUCGAUAAGAAAGAGGUUAUCCAUCCCAUACAGCUAGAGGACGAAUUUAUGGAUAAAGUAAAGGAGCUUCAAGACGUCGGGAAGCUGGAGAAGGUGGUGAAAAGUGUAGAGAAAGAGAUUGUUGGCGGUAAUGCAGAUGUUGACGUCCCACCGGUGCUGGUAAUGGAUGGCGAACAACUCAAAGUGGUGAAGGAACUUCCGAAACACCUACAAGAAUUCGUUGACGACGAGGGUAUAUGGUCACCAGGACAAAAAAUCGACCUAUCCCCACAAGAUCGAGAAAAAAGAGGUUACGAAAUCCAACAGGAUGAAUCCCUGCCACCAGUGUGGACUCCAAAGAGUGCUAAUUCCAGUCCUGUUUCCGAAAGAAAAGAAUUUAGAUCUGUCAAUUUCCAGUCACCUGUUCUAGGUAGAAGGAACAGGACAACAUCUGAGAAUCUAAGUUCGCAACCCCAGCCCCAGGCGACGCCCUGGAAAAUCCCUGAUUACAGCAGCGAUACAGGAUCGGCAUCGUCAUUUUUGGAACGAAGACUGCCCACCAGCCGUUCCACGCCAGCUACCGGUUUUUCCGAUUUUUCUACAGCAUCGCGCCUGCCCAAAGCACAAAAUCCCACCAUCACUCUUCUCCAAAAAGCCAGAGAGGGUCAACUUCCUAAAGGCGCUUUGUAUAUCGACCAAGAACAGAGGCAGUACAGGCCUAGGGACGACCGGCCUCCCAUAGCCGGACCUGGUGAAGUUUUAUACCAAAUUAAAAACGAAUACACGAGCGAAUCCGAUAACGAAAGAUCCCGAAAAAUGACCGACUUAGGCCAGAGGAAAUUCGAAGGAAUCGGCCCUGUUACCAAAGAAGGAAUUCCCCUCGUCCUUAGAUCCGAAGUCAAAGAUCAAAAUCAAUCAAAAUGGUACAAGCGAAUGUACGAUACCAUCCACAAACAAAAACCUCACAAUGACGAAUACGUUACGGUUCGCUAUAAACAAAAGAGAGCGCAAUAUCCUUACACUUCCGGUUACCUGUCCGAACCGGAACCAGGGGCGUACGACAGCGAUUUUACGGAUUACAAGUACCAAACGUUGGAUAGGAGGCGGCCUCCGCCACAGGAACGAUCUUCGGAUUACGUUAGCUCCACGAUGCCCAGGCCAACUGUAAAUAGAUCAUCCUCGUCUGAUAUAGUAAGAAAUACUCAGGAUUAUUAUAGAAGUCCAGGAAAAAUUGAAAACUACACCCCAGGGCAUUCCUCUAUAGCGGAAAAGGAAGCAAAACAGUGGUGGGACGAAGUCAUGGACAUUUUCGAUGGGCAUUUGGAACAGCAGAAGAAGGUGCAACCUCAAGUGCAUCCAAGAAGUUUCAUCAACCAAUGUUUAAAAGAUACGGGGUACGAAAGUGACUCGACGCUGGUGUUCAGAAGAAGAGAAGAAGCUGCUCAACAACAACUCAGCCCCAAAGAGCAACGAGAAGCCUACAAAGUCAUCCAGAAAGGCGGAGAUGUUCCUCUUCACGGUCUUCGAAAACUAGCGCCUGAAAAACCAAAAGAACCAGAACCCCCAGUACCGCCACCCAAAGGACAGUACGCAAGAAAUCUAAAUCAAGAAUCUCCAAGGAAGUAUGUGGAAAACGAAGUAACCAUCCACUACAAGACGCCGGUGCGUCAAGAAAUAAAAGACUAUCUAAGCGAAGACGAAUUGGCCCACCGGCAGGCCGAGACCAUGAAGAAGAUCUACCAGGAGGAGAGGCGGAAGAAAUAUCUACAGGAACUUCAAGAUAUGAACUCCAGACGGCACACAGACAAUUUCAUUCCCUCUCAAAAAUCUCCAAUAUCCCUUAAUAGAUACGAUGACUUUGAUGAUCUAGCGCCCAAUGCCCGACCAAGACCCCGAUCUCCAGAACAUAGACUUUGCGCGCGCGCCCUCUACAACUUCGUCGGCCAAUCAGCGAGAGAACUAACUUUUAGAAAAGGUGACAUUAUAUACUUGAGGCGACAAAUUGAUAAAAAUUGGUACGAAGGAGAAUUGAAUGCAAUGGUUGGACUAUUCCCGGCUAACUACGUAGAGAUCAUUCCUUUUGAAGGGACGAAAACCAAGUCGACUUUAAGGAAAGCACACGAAGGACAGGCCAGGGCCAAAUAUAAUUUUGUAGCCCAAACUCACUUGGAACUGUCCCUAGCCAAAGGAGAACUAGUCGUAGUGACGAGGAAAAUCGACGAUAAUUGGUUCGAAGGAAAAAUCGGUGGCAGAAAAGGAAUUUUCCCUGCUAACUACGUAGAUAUCCUGAUCGAUCCCCAAUCUUCUGCAGCACCAAGUUCGAAACCAGUAGCGGCUCCUGCGUCUCAUUCUUUAUUACUUAAUGGUUCUUCUGGUGGUAAAGAAUCUAUGGGAUCCCACAGUUACAGGCCCAGUUUGCCAAGCGGUGCCCAAUUGACGUCAAGUUACCACGCCAAGCCAGUACACGUGUUGAACACUAAUGGUAAAAUUCCAGGACUGAGCCAAGCGCUGCAUAUCGAAACGCAGAGCGAACCAGUACCAUACCGAGCUAUGUAUAAAUAUAAACCCCAAAACGAAGACGAAUUGGAACUCCUAGAGGGCGACACGGUGUUCGUUUUAGAAAAAUGCGAUGACGGUUGGUACGUGGGUUCCAGUGAACGAACGGGUGCGUUCGGUACCUUCCCUGGUAACUACGUGGAAAAAAUUUAG